AUGAUCAGUCGUUUUGUUACAAAGACACCUAAUAAUCUGCUAAGUAUUAGCCGGGUAAAUCACAUCAGGAACCAUGUGCCCAUGCGUUUUCCAGCGGGAACGUAUGAUGAACUUCAAAUUCCUCAAGGAAGUUGGGCUGAAUUGCACAAACAGCACAAUAAGAUUUAUAAUACAUUUUUCAUAGUUAGCGCUACAAUCGCUACUGCUUUGUUCGCUGCAUAUAGACUUCCAAAAGCUUCCAACUCUGAAGAAGGUCUAAAAUUCUUGAACCCUGACCCUAAAGCACUGAAAUAUAUUAUAGAGAAUUGA
Molecule: messenger RNA, 309 nt
Organism: Schistosoma rodhaini
Lineage: Eukaryota; Metazoa; Platyhelminthes; Trematoda; Strigeidida; Schistosomatidae
Source: the annotation of a GenBank genome assembly